Messenger RNA from Epinephelus moara (kelp grouper), 2616 nucleotides. It is a transcript of the gene lrrc15, whose product is annotated as leucine rich repeat containing 15. The record is from RefSeq and is a predicted model, not a curated record. Bases 302 to 2014 code for a protein of 570 amino acids. NCBI's taxonomy places the organism in Eukaryota, Metazoa, Chordata, Actinopteri, Perciformes, Serranidae. The transcript is spliced from 2 exons. Gene Ontology annotation, molecular function: protein binding.
GUGAGAGGAACAGAGGGGGCAGGGGGUGCAGCCGGGGCGCUGAACAGUGCCACUGAAGCCUCAGAAAAAGGACCUACAGGUUUCAUGAGCUCAGGACAAAAACAAAAAACUGGUUGGUAAGGGGAAUCAAGUGAUGACGAAGGGCAGGAAAAUGUGAUGGUGUGAGAGUUCAGACGGUGCUGGAAACUUUCAUCAGAGGAUUUGGGAAGUUGAGGAGGAAGGGAGCACAUACAUAUAAGAUAACCACACAAGCUCACUGUCUGUGUUCACUCAAUCGUCAGCCACUACCGGAGGUUACAUCAUGGACCUGACCCUGACCCUUCAUGUGCUACUACUUCUCUGUUCCCUCCAUGCUGUUGUUUGGGCGUGUCCAGAUGGAUGCAAAUGUCAAGAAACCAAAAUACUUUGCAGUGGCCUCUCGGAAUUCCCCACAACUGUGCCCUCAUCUACCACUACCCUCUACUUCUCCAAUUGCAGUAUCUACUCCCUAAGACCUGAGGAUCUGGCUGAUUUCUCCAAUGCUCUUGGCAUUUUUGUGAUUAAAGACACUGUUUUGAGAGAAGUGCGCACUGGCACAUUUGAUUCCACUCAAAACGUAGGUGCCUUAGCGUUUACUACCACGGAGCUGCAGGAUCUCCCUGAGGCCUUGUUCCAAAAUCUUCAGAAGCUCGAGUCUCUGAAUCUGAAGAGCAACAAACUCCUAGUACUCCGCCCCAACUGGUUUACCCCACUGGCACAGCUGAAACUCCUUGACCUCAGUAAGAACCUUUUCACUUCUGUACCUGUGGAAACUUUUCACCCUCUUACUGAGCUACAGUACCUUAUGCUUUCUGGAAACAAUAUCAGUCAACUACCUAGAGAGACAUUUAAAGGUCUCUCAAACCUAAAAACCUUACGACUUAACAAAAACUCACUACAGGAACUCCCCCUUGGCAUUUUCGAUGACCUUGCAGACCUGGAGGAACUAUCCUUACAUGACAAUCUAAUCACUAAUCUCCACCAGGAUUUGUUCUCCAAGAUGUCGAAACUCCAGAAGCUGUUCCUCUCCCACAACAGGCUCACAUCUCUUCCACAAGGGAUCUUCUUAAACAUGCCCCUCCUUUCCCAGAUCUCCCUUUAUGAAAACCAGCUGGAGAGUCUGGGACCAGGGGUGUUUGGGCCCAUGCCCCUGCAGGAGUUAUGGCUGUAUGACAACAAACUGAGGCAUUUGGAGGAUAACACAUUCAAGAACCUGACUCAGUUGCAUCUCUUGGUGCUCAGUCGUAACCAGAUCAGCUCCGUAUCCACCAGGGCCUUUGAAGGGUUGGAGCAGCUGGGAGAGGUAUCACUUCACACCAAUCUGCUCUCAACCCUACAAGCUGGGACUUUCCAAGGUCUGCCGAAUCUGGUCAACAUUUCCUUGGAGCACAACUUUAUCAGCUCCCUCCCUUCAGGUCUUCUCAAGGGCCUGAGCAACCUGGGACAGAUAGACUUGCGAAAUAAUUCCCUUCCCAACCUGCCACAGGAGAGUCUAGAUGCCCUCACUGCAGCAAAGGAAGUUCUUUUGCAGCAGAAUCCCUGGAGGUGUGACAAGGAUAUUCUGCCACUUAAACACUGGCUGACACAGCACCCAGCCAAGACCAACCAAACUCUCGUAGUCUGUGAAACACCUUUCAGUCUGAGCGGUGAGAUAAUCGUCCUACUGGCAGAAGAGAACUUCCUGCCUCUCAGCUCUACAGCGGAGCCUGUGCUGACCUCAACGGAGAAGAGGAGGAAACCACAUACUCCUCCAACUAAACGAAGCACUCCCUCACCUGCUGUCAAGACCACCCCCACCUCAGAGCAUGAGGAGGUCACCAGUGGCGGGCAAGGGGACAAAGGAACAGUUUCUAAUGAUACUUCAAUCAUCCUAAUCGUCAUCGCAGUAGUGGCCACUGUCAUCAUCAGCACUGUCAUUAUCAGCUGUGUGUGCUGGAAGAGGAACAAGAGAGGCAGGGGAAAUAUAGGCCGCAGAAGUAAGAACUCUGUGCUGUAGAUUAGACCACCCAAUACUAGCAACCCAAGAACUCUUAAAGCCAAGGGAAAAUGCUCACUGAUUACUGUGGUUUAUUCGGAAAAUGUGGAGCCCAGAGUUGAUUUUAGGGCCUCACAGGCAACAGAAAGGACCUCUUCAUCUUCAUUCAGAUGGACCAGCUAGAACAAACUAGUUAACCUUUGAAUUCAUUUGUUUUUUAAUGAUCAUAUUUACCAGCCAGUAUUUAUGUGUGCUGUAAAAAGAGAGCAGACAGUCUAUGUACUAACGGUAAAAAAACCCUCAUCUUGUGGGCAACCGGACAUUUGGUGAAUGUAAAAUCAGAUGCACUGAAACAGUGAGCUUUUUAAAGUAGAAUUAAGAUUGCAUUCAGUAUUUUGUUCAAACUAUUUUCCAUUUUCAGUAUUAAUAACUGCAGUUUGAUGAUGGCUUUUUGUGCUAACAGCAAUACAUUUAGGAGACAGUUUUAUUUUUUUUGCAAAAUGGCUAUCCAUGAAAAAUCAGAAGUGGCAUUCUGACUCAACUGUAACAGUUCAUUCUAUGGUUUCUUACAAUGCAACAUGUUAUGUUGAAUAAAUGCACUACUUUUAGUGGGAGCAACCUUA